Messenger RNA from Gongylonema pulchrum, 276 nucleotides. The record is from the annotation of a GenBank genome assembly. NCBI's taxonomy places the organism in Eukaryota, Metazoa, Nematoda, Chromadorea, Rhabditida, Gongylonematidae.
AUGCGCCCCCAGGCACCGGAAGAAGGGAUUGGGAGGCCAAAAAAGCCGUCAAUACGUCGCCUCAUGACAAGGCCCCAUGCCGGAGCAUUAGGAGUGACGGUGGCAGCAGGACGUAUUCCAGUGACCAGAUCCGCCGACACGGUGCAUUCGGAUUCUGAGGAUCAGCCAAAGCUGGAUGCUGGUGAAGCUGUCAGAGAUCUCGGGAUAAGUUACUUCCCAUCCAGUAAAGCACCACAUCGUGGCCCAGGAAAAGCAAUGUUUAAGACGGAAUGGUGA